This is a messenger RNA of Chelmon rostratus (copperband butterflyfish), 2344 nucleotides long. RefSeq names its product cyclin E2 (gene ccne2). Gene Ontology annotation, molecular function: cyclin-dependent protein serine/threonine kinase regulator activity. Gene Ontology annotation, cellular component: centrosome; nucleus; cyclin E2-CDK2 complex. The transcript is spliced from 12 exons. Gene Ontology annotation, biological process: G1/S transition of mitotic cell cycle; regulation of cyclin-dependent protein serine/threonine kinase activity. Bases 71 to 1258 code for a protein of 395 amino acids. NCBI's taxonomy places the organism in Eukaryota, Metazoa, Chordata, Actinopteri, Chaetodontiformes, Chaetodontidae. The record is from RefSeq and is a predicted model, not a curated record.
CGCCGGCGCCACAGCUGAUGCAUUCAUUCAUUCAACACUGAGGAGCAGAGCCAUAAAUUCACUCGACACCAUGUCCAGACGCAGUGGUCGCAUCACUUUGCAAGCCAGAGAUUCAAACACACCUGAGCCGGCCGCCAGAGCCCCCCUCAAGAAGAGGAAGUCUGAGCCUUCCAAGAAAAAACUCCAACCUGCUGCCAAGAAACAAAGCUAUGAAAUCCAGAAGUGUUGGUCGGAAGAUGGAGCGAGUCCGUGCGUCCUCAUCGAAACCCCCCACAAAGAGCUGGAGCCUGCAGAUUCAUCCAGCUUCAAACAGUACAGAUUCAAGAACCUCUUCAUCAAGGCCUCCCCCAUCCCUCGUCUCAGCUGGGCCAGCUCAGACGACGUGUGGAUCAAGAUGCUCAACAAGGAGCUGAAGUACGUCCACGACAAGAGUUACCUGCAGAGGCAUCCCAAGCUGCAGCCCAAGAUGAGAGCCAUCCUGCUGGACUGGCUGUUCGAGGUGAGUGAGGUGUACAGCCUCCACCGGCAGACGGCCUACCUCGCUCAGGAUUACUUCGACCGCUUCAUGCUGACGGAGGAGGACGUCAGCAAAGAGCACCUGCAGCUGCUCGGAAUCACGGCGCUCUUCAUCGCCUCCAAGAUAGAAGAAAUCUACCCUCCGAAAAUCUUUGAGUUCGCCUACGUCACAGAUGGAGCCUGCGACAUGUGGGACAUCCAGAGCACGGAGCUUCACAUGCUAAAGGCGUUGGACUGGAAUCUGUGUCCCGAGACGCCCAUCUCCUGGCUGAAGCUGUACGCUCAGGUCGAAGCCCAGACGGACGGAGAGAACUUCCUGGUGCCGCACUUCUCGCAGGAAACGUACAUCCAGAUCACGCAGCUGCUCGACCUGUGCAUGAUGGACGUGGACUCGUUGGACUACAGCUACAGCGUUCUGGCUGCCGCUGCCUUCUGCCACUUCUCCACGUUUGACGUCGUCCAUAAAGUUUCAGGCCUGACGUGGGACAGCGUGGCGCCGUGUGUUCGGUGGAUGACUCCCUUCAUGGACACGCUGCGAUCUGAAGCCACGCCUCAACUGAAGGACUUCCCCAAAGUCAAAUCUGACGACAGACACAACAUCCAGACACACGUGUCGUACCUGGACCUGCUGAGAAAAGCUCAGAAUCGGCAGAUCCACCUCCCCGAACAUCAGAUGUCGCCCGUCCCCGCGGGAGCCAUCCUGACUCCGCCCAGCAGCACAGAGAAACCAGCCAAUCCCUGAACAGGACUCAGCCAGCGAGACACGCUCCCCCUCCGGUCUGACCCGCCGCGACGGCCGACCCGUCAGACCACACCAGCUCCUCGCCGAGCCGACUUCAUGUAGCACAGUUUUUGUUUUGUUUUCUAACACUAAGUCGGGACGCUGAUGUCCGUCCGUCUUUUUAUUCGUUUGGUUUUAGAAAACUGCAGGAAAUGCAGCUUUUAGGCCAAUUUUCAAUUCACAGGUUAACGACUCUGAGUCGUUUGCGCGGCAGCGGGGGGGCUCGCAGACUCGCCUGCGGGGGCGGCAGAGGUGGCGUCGAGACGCUGACGGGGAGGCCAUGUUUUGUUUUUAUCCGGGGGGGUUUCCACUGGUGCUACUCUUGAAAUCGCGGCUCGCAUGCUUUCAGAUGGUGCUUCAGUCAGAUUCUCAGGAAACUGGAAACGAGGAAGAGCUCAUUUCCCACAUCGAUGAAAUUAAAGUGUUUGAAUUAUUCUCUCCUAAAAGCCGCCAGUGUGAACUUUAGAUGAACAAACGAUUCUCAACGUGAGCCAUAGGAAGAGUUUUAUUUCUGCGGGACGUCCCGGAACCUGCAGGUGUUUGAACGCACCUGGCCUGUUCCUGUGGAUCAAUAAUUCCCUUUUUUUAUUAUUAUAGCUGCAACCUGGUUGCACGGUCUUGUUACAUUCCUGGAAAACUUGAGUUGCAAUGAAAAAAAACUGCCAACGACUGUGCAAAGUUUUCAUUUUUCAGUGCUUGUAUUUAUUGAUGAGCCUUCGUGUGUUUUAAAACGUGUUGAUAUGUAAAAACAAAAUGUUCCAGUGAUGAAUGAGCUCCGUGUGAUCACUGCCAAAGGCCAAGCUAUUUAGGACUUAGCUCUGUGACACCUGUUGUUGAAUUGCCUGUCCUCUUCGUGCCUUUUUAAAUAAAGAUUAACUGUACGGCUACUUAAUUUAAGCUAGAACGAGCCAAAAGGCUGCUGAGAGAUGAAACAACCUGUGACUGUAAACCUGAAUCCUCCACAGCUCAACGAAACUCUGCAGUGAACGACGAUGAACCGGCGUGUUCACGAAUGUAUGUCUGUAAAUAGAGCAAUUCACAAAUGUA